UGGAAUUGAAAAAAGAAGAGGGUAGCCCAAACAAAAAAAAAGGUCUCCCUUCCCGUUUCAAGAAAUGAACCAUAAUGAUGAAUUGUUUACGCACUGUCACCCAGCACACAAAUGCUCGUGGAAAUUAAAAAUUAAUCUCUCCUGAUUUUCAUAGAAAAAAAGAACAAUGAAUAUGAGCGGAUUCUAUGUAUCACAGUCAACAGAGUAUCACUUUUUUUUUUCUGAGUGACAAAAAAAAAAAAGACCAUGCACAAAAACUGUAUCCUCUCGGAAACUCUCGCAAUAACGAAAAGGAGGGAUGUGUUAUAAAAUGCAUUGAAAAGAACCACUGUGAUUUCAAACACGUAGAAUUCAUCAUUUUUGCCAAGUUGUUUAAACAUGUUUAUUCUAUUUUAAAUGACGUUAUUUUUUUUAAUUCCCGCUGUUACAGUCUUGUUUCUUUUCAGAUUUUUUAAUUUUUCUAAUCUGCAGGCAGACAGGGAAGAAAAAAUAUAUCUAUAUAUAAAAUAAGGGGAGGGGGGGGCGGAUAUCAAGACAGUACAGAACACACAUGCAGAAAUUAGAGUUCAUGACGUCCUUAAAACACGACCCAAAGGAAUUGACUAGGAUAAGAAUUCUCAUUCAUAUCUAUUGAAUGGGCAAUAAAAUGGUAAGAAUCUUUAAUCAAACUGUGAUUGAUCAAAAUUAAAAAAAAAAAAAAAGAAAACUGAGCAAACAUAAAACAAAAUUAUGACUCUAAUUU
Messenger RNA from Mycotypha africana, 742 nucleotides. RefSeq lists its product as uncharacterized. The coding region runs from base 186 to 455 and encodes 89 amino acids. The transcript is spliced from 2 exons. The record is from RefSeq and is a predicted model, not a curated record. NCBI's taxonomy places the organism in Eukaryota, Fungi, Mucoromycota, Mucoromycetes, Mucorales, Mycotyphaceae.